AUGGAUGACGUGCCGGGCCCCUCGCGAGCGUCCUUCCUUCUAGGAAACGCUCUCCAAAUUUCUGGCAGGCAAAGUUGGGAAUUCCAUGCUGCAAUCGCACGGAAGUACGGGUCUGUGAUCAAACUACAUUGGCUGUUUGGUACCGAGGCGCUUUAUGUCUUUGACCUGCUAGCGUUAAGCCAUAUCAUCAAGAAUCAGGAGAAAUUUGACCAACCUUCCUGGUAUGUUGAGACCCACAACAUGAUGCUCGGUCCGGGGCUCCUCUCGGUCACCGGAGACACGCACAGGAAGCAACGGAAGAUGCUUACCCCAGUGUUCUCUGCCAAGCACCUCCGCACCGUAGUACCUAUCUUCUACCAGGUGACAGACAAGCUCAUACAGGCCAUAUCUAAUCGUGUGCCAACGCAUUCCGAGAGCACAGACAUAGACGUUCUAGCCUGGAUGAGCCGUGCCGCCCUCGAGCUGAUCGGCCAGGGAGGCAUUGGGUACUCGUUCGACCCGCUGAUCGAGGACAUUUCAGACGCAUAUGCUGACGCUGCAAAGUACUUCGUGGUGACCGCGACCUCUCCGGAAAUGAUACCCCUUCGGCAAAUGGCACCGUUUCUCAAGCAUCUCGGCCCUUCCUGGCUUCUCCGCUGGGUUAUGGAGAAGUCGCCCGUGCGCCUUGUCCGGCGCAUGGUCCAGAUCACGGACGUUCUGCACGAGCGCUCCCUCGAAAUAUUUCGCGCGAAGAGGGCCGCGAUCGAAGCCGGGGACGAUUCUGACUCGAAGGAUAUCUUGAGUAUCAUGCUGCGAGCGAAUAUGGCGGCGUCCGGUGAAGACCAGCUCCCGGAAGAUCAGCUCCUUGGCCAGAUGUCGACCAUUAUCUUCGCGGCGAUGGACACGACAUCAAACGCCAUGGCGCGUACGCUGCAGCUGCUCGCAGAGCACCCGCAAGUGCAGACGAAACUGCGGCGUGAAAUCGCCGACGCGAAGGUAGGCAGCAACCAUCUGGAUUACGACCAGCUGCAUGCCCUACCAUACUUGGAUGCUGUAUGUCGUGAGACCUUACGACUUCAUCCAGUAGCCCCCAUGAUUUUCCGGCAAGCAUUCGAAGACACCGUCCUCCCUCUUUCCCACCCCAUUCGCGCGACAGAUGGGACGUUGCUCCGCGAGAUUGCUGUCCCGCGCGGAACAAAUAUCCUUGUCAGCAUCCUAGCAUGUAACCGUGAUAAGGCACUCUGGGGGGCCGACGCGGACGAGUGGAAGCCAGAGCGGUGGCUCGCGCCCCUGCCCGCGGAAGUGGAGAGCGCGGCUAUUCCCGGCGUGUAUUCAAACAUGAUGACGUUCUCCGGCGGCGCGCGGGGAUGCAUCGGCUUCACGUUUUCGCAGCUAGAGAUGAAGGUCGUCCUUUCCGAGAUGCUCGCCAACUUCACAUUCGAGCUUUCUGAAAGACCCGCCGUGUGGAACCUUGCCGGGGUUUCGUAUCCAACCGCGAGCACGGAAAGCACGAAGCAAGAGCUGUGGUUGAAGUACACGGUUUCCGGCGGUGCCAUCAUGUCCGUAGUAUCGUUAUCCAAUGGCAACUAG
Trametes versicolor FP-101664 SS1 is the source of this 1569-nucleotide messenger RNA. Its product is annotated as cytochrome P450. NCBI's taxonomy places the organism in Eukaryota, Fungi, Basidiomycota, Agaricomycetes, Polyporales, Polyporaceae. Gene Ontology annotation, molecular function: heme binding; monooxygenase activity; oxidoreductase activity, acting on paired donors, with incorporation or reduction of molecular oxygen. The record is from RefSeq and is a predicted model, not a curated record. The transcript has 16 exons. Bases 1 to 1569 code for a protein of 522 amino acids.